This is a messenger RNA of Neodiprion fabricii, 10315 nucleotides long. RefSeq lists its product as uncharacterized. The record is from RefSeq and is a predicted model, not a curated record. The transcript has 21 exons. Gene Ontology annotation, cellular component: cytoskeleton. The coding region runs from base 659 to 5500 and encodes 1613 amino acids. Lineage: Eukaryota; Metazoa; Arthropoda; Insecta; Hymenoptera; Diprionidae.
AAGUACAUACAUAGACUCACGAUUCACGACCUCAAUGCACAAGACUCGUAGCAGUUUUUUAGUAACUCUGUCCUGAUGUCCGCCGAACGUGAUAUACCCUAUGCUAUCGUUGUCCCGUAGAUUGCGGUGUAAAAAUAAGCUGAACAUGGCGUGUUCCCGGUACGGUUAAAUUCCCGUUUCAAUUCGUGUCGGCAUAGCAAAGAAACAUUUUGUUCCUGUGACACAGUGGUGUACGUGCCUGCGUGUGUGUGUGUGCUCGUGCGUGUGCGCGCGCGCAUGGAUGUAUUUCGUGCACUGUUUUGUUAGGAAUGGAGAAUUAUCUACUGUACAACGAGUACGCCCGUUCGUCAACGUCAAGGGCCUCUGUUUCACUUCUCUUCUUUCCAAGGCCGUAUUGAAACAGAGACAAAAAUGCUGAUCGCCAGAACGAAGCUGGAAUAUAAAUGCUCAGGAAUAAUGGAGUUUUGUGGAUUACCAACGAUAGUCUGUCGUGUAAAGGUUCUGCGAGGUGGAAAUGUCGGGGUGUUUGGUUUGGCAAUUUGAUUAUCUAUAUCCAGAAACGAACGGUCAGCAUGCUGCAGGAGAAAAUUCCUUAAUGAAGAAAAUUGGUGCUACGGUGCGACGUUGAGAGUGUUCAUCUCGGACCGUUUAAUUAAGUAUGGACGAAAUCCGUGGUUCACAACCGGUACGACGCCUGUCACAAAUUUUGGACCCGAUCGCAAGAUUAGCGUCCGACUGUGGUUCGAAUUCGGCACCAUGUAGCCCGCGUCUUGGGGCCCGGCACGACUGCAGCUCGCAAUCGUCAAUCGAUAAUAAUCGAGGUGUCGCCAGCGGAGCCGACAGUCCCCGAUUACUGCCCCGACGCACCCGGCAAGGACCAACACCCCCACCGAGGCCGCAAAACAGUCCUGUUCAUUUGAGAGAUUCGCCCUACGUCAACGUUCCAAGCUUGCUGUUCAAAAAGGACAAGAAAUUUACGGAUACCGCCAAGACCGCGGGGUAUGUCGAGCUAAAGGACAAGUCAAAGAGUAAUCCGCUGUACAACUUGACGUCGGAGUCGAGCGGCUACGUCGAGUACACCGACAAACGUACCUUCGGGGCGCAAACCGAUUUCGGGCCGACAAGUUUUGAAAACAAGGCCCAUGAGAUACAAAACUUGAACAGAGGUCGCUCGCCCUUUGACUCCGGACCAUCGAGACACUUCGAAAGGACCUACUCCUUUUCCGGACGAUCCGAAACUGGGUCGACCCACUUGCAGACGACGGCUCAGCCGCGGCUCCAUUUUGCCGCGGAGAAUCGUCUAUUUGCUGAACGCGCUGAGCCAAAGAAGGAUAAACCAGAAGUGAGGCCUGGUUACGGGGCUUCCAAGAGCUUCGAUGGUUACACCAGUACAGCGGAGGAGCUUAACUGGCAGGAGAGAUGCCUUGAACUGCAGCUCGAACUUCACCGGAGCAGGAGCCAGGCAACCAGAGUGCGGGACAUGCUUCGGGACAAGCUUUCGGAACUUGAACAGAGGGUGCUCGAGGCAGAGGGUAGAGCGGACGAAGCGGAAGACAAGGUACGGAUGAUGGAGGAACGGCUGGUGAAGGGUGAAUACUGCUUAAGUACUUCCAGCGUCAGUUCGCCAACACAUUCAGUCCCAUCAACGUCGGGUGUUCAGAGUGAAAAGAUAGAUGAUACGCACUGUGCCUGUAUAACGAAGCUAGAGACACAAGUCGAAGAGCAGAGACAAUUACGACUACAAGACGCCCGACAGGUCGAGGCUAAGGCUGCUAGAAUAAAGGAAUGGGUAACGAAUAAGUUGCGCGAAUUGGAGCAGCAAAACCAACAUUUAAGAGAGCAAAAUAACAAGUGUAAUCAGCAACUUGAGCUACUACGGAAUCACAUAACAAACAUCGGAUUGCGCCCACCUGCACCAACAAGAGCAUCGUUGUCGUUGGAAGUAGACCCUACGUUGCGCCGGCGUUCCGAAAGCUUAGACACCACUCCACACGCGAUUCAGGAAAUUGUACAGAACUCUAUUGCUGAGCCUCAAACGAGCACAAGGCAUAGACGACAUUUAUCAGCUUGUGGUACAAUUCAGCAGGGAAGCACAGCUGUCAAUAUGGAUUCCAGCAUACUGUCCGAAGAGUUGGCUGCUGCUGUGGAGAAUCUAGUUAUGCUACCAAAUAUUCCUGGUGUCUUGGAAACUAAUAGAGAUAGUACUGGCUCUGAGGCAGUACACGACUAUGCUGAAAUCUAUACCCCUAGUAGGGAAGGAGUCAAUUGGAGUCAGGCUGGUCAAGGUCCCCGCCCACCCACGCCACCAUUGCAUAGAUUUCCUAGCUGGGAGGCGAAAAUUUAUCAGGUUGCCGACGGUGGAUUAGGCAUCGGACCUCCGACUAAUGAGGAAUCAGCUCCUUCAACAACUACAAACACCACUAGUUCAUCUAAGCAUUCUCAUGCAACUGGACACAAUCUAACUGCUCAUAACUCACAGGGCUAUUGUGAUAUCUCUGUACCUGUUUAUGCUACUGUCAAAGGUAGAGCCAGUCAGAUACGAUCUAUGCCAUUUGGGGACAGUUCAGAUGACAGUUCAGAGGGAGAGGAGCAUCCCAAUCAAACAGAAACCAAUACUAGAAUAACCAAUAGUUCUUCGGACAAUACAGAUUCGUCUCUAGGGAGUGGUAGUAGCCCUUCAAAGAGCGUGAAAACUACAAGCAGCUUGAGCCCAGCUAAACGAAGUUCGAGUGGCUCUCCUAGCAAAAGCGUGAAGCGUGAUGUAACGAAAUUUUCAGAUACCUCCCUGGAAUCAGGGCUUUCUGAAGAUUAUGCUAUACCUCCCGAUGCUCUGAGUUCGACAUCCCUAGAAUCUAGCAUGCCGAGUUUGCUUAUCAGGGCAUCUGGGGAAAGUCCAAAACGACUCGAAUCAUUGGAAAAAACUGGGCACCUUGCGAAACUAGGAGGGAAACUAAAGACAUGGAGAAAACGGUGGUUUGUCCUUAAAAAUGGGGUGCUCACCUAUUGGAAGAGCCAAAAUGACGCGAAUCGCAAACCACAAGGGCAAAUAAUUCUUGACGAGGUCUGCAGGAUUAACCGAGCAGAAGGAGCAGCUACAUUCGAAAUUGCUACAGGCAAAAAAACAUAUUACCUGACCGCUGAUUGCAUAGCAACAAUGGAAGAUUGGAUAAGGGUAUUACAAAAUGUUCAAAGGCGUAAUGCAACAAAGUUAUUGCUGAGUAAAGAGGAUAACAAGCCAACAAUCCAAGGCUGGCUGACAAAAGUAAAAAAUGGUCAUGCAAAAAAGUGUUGGUGCGUUCUUAUUGGAAAAAUGUUCCUGUACUUCAAAUGUCCCAGUGAUACGAAUCCUAUUGGACAAAUAAAUAUGAGGGAUGCUCGUGUGGAAGAAGUGGAACACGUCUCCGACAGCGACAGUGAGGAAAGAGAUGCAGAAUGCCCGCAUGAGAGAACAAUUGGCAUUUUCCCUACUCAUCAGGGUCCGACUUAUCUUUUAAUAUCUCAUAAACACGAGAAGGACAAUUGGCUCUACCAUUUAACUGUUGUAUCGGGUGGCGGACCUAGUGCUGGCACACAGUAUGAGCAAUUGGUACAAAGAUUAAUGGAAACUGACGGCGAUCCCACCUGUGUACUAUGGCGUCAUCCACUCUUACUGCAUACGAAGGAAAAUAUUGCAAGUCCCUUGACAAGUCUUACGUCGGAAUCCUUGCAGAUGGAAGCUAUCAAGUUGUUUAAGGCCUGCCAACUUUUUAUGUCGGUAGCUGUGGAACAAGCUGGGAUCGAUUAUCACGUUGUUUUAGCACAAAAUGCGCUACAGCAGUGUUUGGAUCAGCCAGAGCUGCAGUCAGAAUUCGUUAGUGCUUUAGUAAAGCAGACCAGCCGUCACACUCAACAGCGCUUGGGCGUUCAGGUAAAGAAGGCUGGCAGUCGUGUGUCACUGGGUACUGCGCGCGUUCAACUCCUCCUCUGCGCCACACAAUCGCUGUUCACCUGCGAUACGCAAAGUCCCACAGCCAGUGGUGGCAGUGAAAAUGCAGACGUCCAAUCGACGGCCUCAACUUCUCACAGUCCUCCGCUCACACAGGCCCAUUCUACACCAACAAUAUUGGAUUGUAAGACAAAUCCUGCCCAGUACGUGCUUGUCCAAGGAUGGCAACUCUUGGCACUUGCUGUAUCACUUUUCCUUCCACGAAACAACAGGCUGCUCUGGUAUUUAAAACUACACCUCAACAGAAAUGCGGAUUCCAAAACCGAAUGUGGCAAAUACGCAGCGUACUGUGAAAGAGCACUGGAAAGAACUUUGCAAAAUGGGGGUAGGGAGGUGAAACCAUCUAGGAUGGAGGUGUUGUCAAUUUUAUUAAAGAACCCAUAUCAUCACUCCUUGCCGCAUGCAAUUCCGGUUCAUUUUUUGAACGGAACUUAUCAAGUUGUUAGUUUUGACGGCAGUACAACUAUCGAAGAAUUUUUGAAUACAUUAAACCAAGAAAUUGGCUGCCGAGACGUUCAUCAAUCUGGAUUCACUCUUUUCAGCGAUGAUCCAAUUGAAAAAGAUUUAGAGCACUUUAUCGACCUGCAAGCUAAGCUCUGUGAUAUUAUAUCUAAAUGGGAAACAGCAUUGAGGGAAAAAGGUUCCGGAAAGUUUGAAAAUACAAGAGUGAUACAAUUGACUUAUAAAUCCAGGUGUUACUGGAAACAUGCUGUCAAAAUGGAAACUGAUAGAGAAAGACUAUUGCUUUGUUAUCAAAUCAAUCAACAAGUUGUACAGGGCAAGUUUCCUGUCAAUCGAGAACUCGCCUUUGAACUUGCCUCUCUCAUGGCACAGAUCGAUUUUGGGGAGUAUAGCAACGAGAAGACCCGCGGUAGCAGUGGACCUGGAAACAAUGCUCACUAUCAUGUUCUGCAGGCUCUCGACAAAUUUUACCCAAUUCGGUAUCGGAUUAAUAUCACUUCCGAUCAGCUAAGGGAACUGCAAGAGAAGCUGCAAGAAAAAUGGAUUUCCCUGAGAGGUCGCAGUAUCCUGGAUUGUGUCAGGAUAUAUUUAACUUGUACCAGAAAAUGGCCCUUCUUUGGCGCCACUCUAUAUCAGGCUAAGCUGAAACAAGUUGAGCCAGCAACCGUUUGGAUCGCAGUUUCCGAGGACAGUGUUACGUUACUAGAGCUACAAACAAUGGCAGUAUUGUGCCGAUACAACUAUGCAAAUAUUAUUACCUUUGGUGGCUGCUUGGACGACUUCAUGCUAGUUGCAUGCCCAGAUGAAGGAGCUGCUGAACAAAAGCUUCUAUUUGCCCUUAAUAAACCCAAGAUCCUCGAAAUAACGUUGUUAAUUGCCGACUACAUGAAUGCCCUGGGUCACGCGUUACCCGGAACACCGCAGAUGAAUACCCUGACACGUAAUGGUUCACAUCGGUCUAUAAAGUCUACCUUAAGACCUGCAACUGGUUCAAGCUGUCUUCCAACACAACCGGACAUAUUGAAGUCAACUCCAGACCACCAAAGACCCUAAAGAGACUGUAUGUUAUACUCAUUAUUUUCAAUUAAAAAAGUUACCGUAACAUGUCGCUGAGUAUAAUAGGAAAGUGUCGAAGUUCUAUUAAAGCGCUAUACCUCAAUUACAAAUAAUUGGUCUCAUACAUGUUUACCAAUCGAUUGUUCCAUGAGAAGCAUGCAAGACUCAGUAAACAAAAUUUCUCCCAUCAAACACAGCAGUUGUAUCUACAAUAUAUAUUAUAUGUAUACAUGCGACUGCCAUUUUGAUUUGUCAAGAAUUCAAAAUUUCUGUGGGAUAUAGAAAUAGCUUUCUCAAUACAAAUUCGACAUCAUGUGCCAUUUUUCACAGUCGUUUUCAGUCAGUGAUCGACAUUUGUGAACUAAAUUGGCAUUGAGGUCAUAUCGCAUUUCUUUACAGUGACAAUGAAUGUAAUUUAUAUUUUACUACAGUGCGCAAUAUAAAUGUAACGAUCAAUUUGUGGAACACUGCCUAAUAUUUAAAUUUGAUGAAAUAGUUCUGUAUGAAUGUCAGUGAUGUACUGAAAUUUGAAAAUUUUGCUACACAUUUAUAUACUAAAUUUGAAUAUAAGGUGAACUAUGAUAUGUGUAUAUUGUGUAAUUUUAAAGAUCAUAGUGAUCAUGUCAUUUGUACAUAGGGGCGAUAGCAUAAUAGAUAUUGAGUAAGUGUGGAAGUCCAUAUGAAACCAACAGAUACUUUUCCUAACUAUCUUCGAUCAUAUUGUAAUUUGAUGCUCAUGGAUUCAUAGUAGUAAAAAUUCACUUACAAUCUUCCCUGAUAUUUUCUCGUCGCUGUUUAGUUAUUGCAUGGUUUGGAAAAUUUGGGCAAAAUCUUUUUUAUGCCAUCUAUAUGUCUUCUGUUCUCCGUUGAAAAUCCAACAUAUUAUACUGUGCGUAGCAGUUAUUCACAAUUUCAAUUUUGAGUAUGUUUUUACAGCUUAAGUGAUUUCUUUGCUGCUUUAUUUAUGAAAUAGUCACUUCAGUAACCCAUUUUUUCCAACGGUGUUGUAUACUAUGCAAAUGUCAUAACACAUUUGUUAUAGUAAGUUGCAAUUUCCCAAUGAGAUUACGGAAACGUUGUCGAGUUGGACCAAAAAAACUGUCAACGAUUUUGAAAGAAGUGACGUCUGUUGAUGAGGGAAAAUAAUCUAUUGCAGUGUUUUUUAUUAUUUGAUGUGGAUUUGAAUUACUAUUCAGCGCCAUUAGGUUCCGAGUUAAAAAGCAACUGCAUGAAAUGAGGCAACACAAUGUUCUAAUUUCGUAUCGAUCUGUCGAUAUAAGUAUCGUAAGAAUUGGGUGAAAGAAAACAGUGAGGCAAUCCAACUUUCAUCUGCAUAUAGGCAAUACAGGGCGCCAAUAUCAUAUGUAUAACCCAUAUUACAUACCAUCAACACUAGCAGCUGAAGAACAGUUGGCAUCAACAGUUCAAAUUCUGGAGCGACGCAGAAUGAAAUAAAUGAAACUACCUUGAAUAGAAUAAUAAAGUGUGAAUAAUUGUUAAAAUCUAAUGCACUAAUGUUUAAUAAUUAUAAUUGAUCUAGAAUAAAGCUGAGAAUGUUUCGAAGUUUGGACUAGGGUUCAUUCAAAGUGACUUUUCCAGAGUUGCCCAGAGUUGCUAGGUAAAAACAAGUUCUUUAUUGAUUUUAUGGAAGCAAACUUAUUGGGUGAAACAGCCAUCUUUAUUAAGAACUUCGCAACUCCGCCGUAAUCUCCAUAGAUGUGAUGAAAAUCGCGCUCACUUGACUGAAACUAUUUUCUGGAGAUUUAAAUUCAAACAAGAUGACAGAAAAUUGUUGACUCUUAACGGUGAAAGAUCAGGUGGAGCAAUAUCGAAAAAUUUGAGUUGAGUUUUCAAACUUGAAGUUUUACAUAUAAGAUUCAAUUCCUCCAUGUUCCAAAGAUGUUGGUAAACUAAUACAAAUCACAACUCGCGUAGGAAGCUUCGGAUAAAUUGUUGAUAUUUCAAGUAUCUGUAGAAUAUGCGCAGGUUAUGUUGCAUACAAGCUGUUGCCUACAUGUAAAUGAUGGUUGAAUUGUUUGUUUGCAGGCGACCAUUGCCUUUUAGAGAAUCAUCACAGCAUAUUAUUUAUACAGUAAAGCUUCAGAAGUGUAUGCGUGCAUAGGAAAUAUUGACGCAACAAAAGGAAGACUCAGUGGUAACAAUAUUAGUUUGAUAUUUUCAAAUGAUAAUCAAUAAAAUGAGCGAUUGCCGUCUCCGUUAACAACAUAUUGUAGGAUUACUAUCAAGUGCCAAGACGUAAGAGCUGAUGUUCGCUGUUGAUCGUAUAUUUAGGUAAGCUCAGCAGGCAAGUCGGGCUAAAAAACACAACAAGAGAUACUGUUUGCCACUUCCACAACAUUUUCAAUCCAACGAUAUCAACUGACGCUUUUCUUGUUAUCUUGUUUCUACACAACCACGAUUUCUAUUUAAUCUGUUCACGACUACUAUGGGCCACUUUAACUUGCAAUUGCCGAUUAAAUUCUAUUCCAACGCGAACAUCGAAAAACCACACUUGCUACGAUAACAGCACACAGAGAGUCACAUCACCAAUUUCCUCACAUCUUGUCAAAAUAUUAAACAUUUAUUCAAAUAUCGAAUAUAAUUGGUUUAAUAUUAUUAUUUUUCAAUAAAUAAUACUCACAGAUGAAAAUGAACCUACUAUUCUGACAUAAUAGUCUACAACCUUUGUAUAUUUGGAUUCAUAAGGUCUAGAUACACUGAGAAAUAUGGUAUUACUAUGUUGCCAACAAAUAAAAACUUAAAGUUAAGACGAGGCAAGUACUAAAAUUAGUGCAAAAUUGUAUAUAACAAUAAGCUACGUUAUUUUGAAGAUUAAUUUCAAAGUGCACGCUACAUUCAUCCAAAUUCCAUCUGUUGAUCUCCACUACAGGCAGACGAGUUUAUUUGCUCCGUUUCAUUUCCUUUCUAUCCUUAACUAUAGUCGAUUUAAUUAUAUGGAAUGCGCCCAGUUUGUAUCAUCAGUUCGAACAGCAAAUUACUAUUGAAAUUGCACAGAAUCGAAAGUCUUAUUUUCGAUUCUCCCCCAAUACUAAACUAAAAUAAUUAACCUCGACGCUUUCGUUGUCAGGUUGUUAUUUUGACUAUUCGACUUUUUAUCUCUGAAUUUUUUUUGUCACUUUUGGUAUUGUAAAUCUCCGCCUAAAACAAAUAGAUUCUACAUUCAAAUAAACCCUAUAAUUAUAAACUUUCCACCAAGAUAAAACUAAAUCUGCACGACUAGCAGAGUUUGCAGUUGUUGUCUUUACAGCGAUAAUACCAAACCAUAAGGAUUCCUUGGAAUAGGACAUCCACACUCCUUGUGGGAGCCAACUGACUAUCAUAUACGCAAGGUACAAGGACACCUCGAAUGUUUUGACUUAACUCGAAACAUCAGAUCCUUAUAGUAUACUCUUCAAAAGAAUGACUAGUAGAUGUAAAUUGUCUGGCGUAUUGGAGUCUAACAGUUCACGAGUGGUGCUGUUAUUUUUCAGGUUGACCGGCAACCAUUAGUUGAAUAGUAAAGUAAAUUUUACUAAAAUAAGGAACUUAAUACUAUUGAUUUCAAGUUUCGUAAUUAUUAAAGUGUAUUGUAAUGAUCGUUGGCCAACGAACUGGGUAAUGUUAAAUAAUCAGUAUUGAUACAGACCUCUCUGAAAUGUUAUACAGCGAUAAUGCAACAGCAACGAACUGUAGAAUCUGACUUUGUGCAUGGCCCUGAUGUAAUUCCUAAGUAAUGUAUUAACAAAAUGAGAUAUUCAUCAGAGGUUACUUCCCAUCUAUUUUGGACUUUUUUAAAUCCAUUUCAAUAGUAAAUACUAGACUAUUGCAGUACUUAGCUCGUAGAAAAUGUACUAUUGCACUUGCAAUCCAAAAGUCCAGUAAUGCAGUAAUUUUAUUUAUAAAUAUGCAUCAAUUUCAAUACUUGUGAAUAAUUUUAGAUAAGCACUUAACUGAUUUGUUGAAAAACUCUGACACCAAGUUUGGUGAUGUAACUUUAUGCUUUAGAAGAGUAUGAAUAUGAUUACUUUUGGGGUGCACUAUAUAGUCUGACAAUGAAAUGAAAAAUUUCUUGCUAUUAAAAGUUCUUGGGUAUGUAAAUUAUCGUCCUGCAUGUAUAAUUUUACUUUUCAAUUGUUGUUGAAAAAGGUAUUGAAUAUUUUUCGUGACAUCUAUUGGGUAUGCUACAAUAACUCUAGGUUUUUUUUAAUGUAUACUCUACAAACGAUAAAACUAAUGAGGUGAAAUUUGGUCGACACAUAUUUUUGUAUGCCGAAUUCAAACUAUGUAGGUACAUAUUAUCAAUAAUUACAUUGACUUGGGAUCUCCUUUCCUUGUGAGUCGAAAGUAUUCUAUAAUAACCUACAUUGAGUAUUUUCUAUAUAUACAUAUUAUUAUACAUAGAAUGCAUACGUGUAUUUGUAUUAGGAUUAUUUGAAAACUAGCAUAGUAUACAUCGACAUUACGCAAUACAAGGACAUAGUCCGCCAUAUACGUAUGAUAUUAUUUUGACAUUGACUAGCCUUAUUAUAUUAUAGUAUAUAUAUUUAUUUCUGGGAUACGCGUUUCAUUUUUUGAAUUAUUAAUACUACAUGCAGUCAUAUGUAAGUACAUGACCAAAUAGUUGUAAAAAGAAUUGUUCCCAUCAAAAUAUCACUGUUGGGAAUGAAUAUUCAUCGUAAAUCAAGUAUUGAGACAGCUGAGAAGUCUUGGAUCUGUUCAACAAAUUUCUGUUAUUAUGAAAUGUAACUAGUAGAUUAUGUCUUCCGUUGUUGGAUAAAAAAUAAAUUACUGUAGAGUUUGGAGCAAUUUCAA